AAAUAGCAUUGAACUGGAAACGCAAACGCAGGCUACACGACGUGUACUUUAUUUUUACUUUAAUAUUAUCUUAAUCGAUCUUAACUCAUAUUUAUGUUUCAUAAUCACUCAAAAUAUCUGUUGGAAAAUGCGCAGAGAUAAAACCUCAUGAAAACAGAGGACGUAUGAUGUUAUUUUGGUCAUAGUUUCUUGUAACUCACAACAGUUUUUGAUUCAGUCUUUUGCCAGAUAUAGAUUGUUACGUUGGUUCCUUAUCUGGUGAAAUAAAUUGCCAAUCUUCAACAUGAAAAACAGAUUCAACUCUUUGGAUCUAGUAUGCUCUGUUACAGAGCUACAAAAGGUUGUUGGCCUGAGGUUGCAGCAGGUUUAUGACAUUGAUCAUCGAACAUAUUUGCUGAAACUGCAAGAAAAGGAUGACAAGGCAGUGCUGCUUAUUGAAUCUGGAAAUCGAAUUCAUACGACUGCAUUUGAGUGGCCAAAAAAUCAGGCACCCUCCAGUUUCAGCAUGAAAAUGAGGAAACACUUGAAGAACAAGCGGCUGGAAUCCCUCACUCAGUUAGGCAUAGACCGAGCGAUAGAUUUGCAAUUUGGUACAGGCCCUGCCGCAUAUCACUUGAUUCUGGAAUUGUAUGACAGAGGCAACAUUAUCUUAACAGACUGCGACUUGGUGAUUCUAAAUGUCCUGAGGCCUCACACGGAAGGAGAGCAAAUUAGAUUUGCUGUAAAGGAAAAAUAUCCUCAAGACAGGGCUCGCACCAGGCAAGGUGCCCCUGAUGAAGAAAAACUCAAAGAAUUAUUUGCCAAUGCCAAACCUGGAGAUCCUCUGAAGAAAUUCCUUGUCCCGAAUACAGAUUAUGGCCCAGCCCUGAUUGAGCACGUUCUGUUGGGUGUAGAUUUUGCUCCCAAUGUGAAGUUUGGAAAAGGAUUUAGUUUGGAGAAUGACCUGGGAAAACUAUACUCAGCACUGUGCGAAGCUGACGAAAUUUUGAGUAGUGCUUCAACAACGCCAUCAAAAGGAUAUAUUAUUCAGAAAAGAGAGUCCAAAGUCCAAGAAGAAGGCGAGAUUUUGACCAACGAGGAGUUCCACUCAAUGCUCUUCAGACAGCAUGAAGGAAAGCCAUACAAAGAAUUUGAAGCCUUUGACACUGCAGUUGAUGAUUUCUUCUCUAGUCUGGAAGGACAGAAAAUUGAUUUGAAGGCAUUGCAGCAAGAGCGAGAGGCUGUGAAAAAGCUGGAUAAUGUAAAAAAAGACCUUGACCAGAGGCUCAAAGCUUUGUCAGAAAUUCAGGAGAGUGACCGGCACAAAGCAGAGCUCAUCACCAGGAACCACGAAAUGGUUGACCACGCGAUUCUUGUUGUCAGAUCUGCUUUGGCUAAACAGACAUCAUGGGCAGAUAUUGCUAGACUAGUCCAAGAAGCAAAACAGCAGAAUGACCCAGUUGCCUUGGCAAUUACAAAUUUGAAACUCGAAGUGAAUAAUAUAACAAUGCGCCUGUGUGAUCCAUACGGCUUGGUAGAAGAUGAUGAGGACGAUGCAGCACUGCAGCCUGUUAUAGUUGAUAUUGAUUUGGACAUGAAUGCCCACUCAAAUGCCAGGAGGUACUAUGACCAAAGAAGAACAGCAGCAAAAAAGCAGCAAAAGACGGUCGAGUCACAGAAAAAAGCUCUGAAGUCUGCUGAAAAGAAAACCACUCAAACACUGAAAGAUGUUAAAAUGGCCAAGAGCAUUCAAAAAGUUCGCAAAGUGUUUUGGUUUGAAAAGUUUUUCUGGUUCAUAUCCUCGGAGAACUAUUUAGUUGUUGGCGGUCGAGAUCAACAGCAGAAUGAGCUAGUAGUGCGCCGCUAUUUGAAAGCCGGAGACAUUUACGUGCACGCUGACCUGCAAGGAGCCAGCAGCGUUGUGAUUAAGAACCCAAGCGGGGAUCCUGUGCCGCCUAAAACUUUGAAUGAGGCCGGCGUAAUGGCAAUUUGCUACAGCAUGGCUUGGGAAGCCAAAGUCACAGCUGGCGCCUGGUGGGUUCACAGCAAUCAGGUAUCCAAGACCGCGCCCACCGGAGAGUACUUGACCACGGGCAGUUUCAUGGUCCGAGGGAAACGAAAUUACUUGCCUCCUACCCAACUAGCCAUGGGAUUUGGAUUUUUGUUCAAACUAGAGGAUAGCUCUGUUGCUCGCCACCUUGAUGAAAGGAAAAUCAGAACCCUGGAUGAGGAUGAGAUGUCUGAAAUGUCAUCAGUGAACGAACAAGAAAUUGAAUUAGAGGGCCCAGAUGAUGAGCAAGAUGAAGCAGAAGCCUCAGCAGAAGCACUGAAAGAAUUGGCCAUUGAGGAAGAACGUGAAAAUGAAGAUUCUGAGGCAGAAGAACAAGAGAAAAAUGACGCCUCAAGCACAAAAAUAGUGGAAUUUCCUGAUACGGAAUUAAAACUUCCUCUUUUAGGCGAAUCAAACACAAAGACUCAGCCAAUUGACGCAGAUACUUACGUUAUUGGAAAGACUGUAUCAAUUCCCAAAAAACCCAUUAAAAAGGAGACAGAAAAAGAUUCUAAGAAUGAGUCUGAUGCAAAGCAAAAUCAAACACAACAGCAACAGAUGAAGAGAGGGCAACGUGGCAAACUAAAAAAGCUGAAAGAAAAAUACAAAGACCAGGAUGAGGAUGAACGCCUUCUGCGAAUGCAAAUUUUGCAAGGAGCUGAAGGUAGCAAACCGAAGAAGGAUAAAGGCGGGAAAAAGGAGACAGAAAAGCCCAACAGCAAGCAAAAGCAGCAGGCUAAGAAGCACAAGGCAGGGCCUUUUGCCGACACGGGAAUUAUUACUGAAGACGUAGCUCCAGAGGAGGCGAUUGAGCUGGAAAGUGAAGCCGCGCCUGUGACGGUUGAUUUGGAAACGCUGAACUCGCUCACUGGCAUUCCAGUUAGUGAAGAUGAACUGUUGUUUGCUGUACCAGUAGUGGCUCCCUACAAUACUUUGAUAAAUUACAAGUUUAAAGUGAAGUUGAUGCCAGGCACGGGAAAGAGAGGAAAAGCGGCAAAAACGGCGCUGGCUAUAUUUUUGCGUGACAAGACGUGCUCACAACGAGAAAAGGACUUGUUGAAAAGCGUGAAGGAGCAGGACCUCGCAAGAAACUUCCCAGGCAAGGUCCGCCUUUCUGCUCCACAAAUGGUGAAAUUGAAGAAGUAAUGCUCAUUUUUUGUUCAUAUUUUUUUCUAAUUGCUUCAUGGUUGUUAGUAUUGACUUUCCUUUUAUGUUACUCUUGUAAUUUGUAAUGCAACCCAAAUUUAAAUAUAUUUGAGCUGAAGUUGA
Molecule: messenger RNA, 3298 nt
Organism: Cloeon dipterum
Lineage: Eukaryota; Metazoa; Arthropoda; Insecta; Ephemeroptera; Baetidae
Gene: Clbn
Product: Nuclear export mediator factor NEMF homolog Clbn
Exons: 17
Coding region: 284-3175 (963 amino acids)
Biological process (GO): rescue of stalled cytosolic ribosome; ribosome-associated ubiquitin-dependent protein catabolic process
Cellular component (GO): RQC complex
Molecular function (GO): tRNA binding; ribosomal large subunit binding
Source: RefSeq, a predicted model, not a curated record